GGAGCUUGUUACUGCUUGCAAUCUCGUCAAGGAUUCUCUCCCUGUUCUCCUCUGGCCAGAUAACGGGGUGACACAGUGCUACCUAUAAGUGUUUACAAAGCGACGCAGCUGGCCUCAGCAACUUUUCUCUCUUCUCUCUUCCAAAUCAACCACUAUGGAGUCCACCAUUCAGUUCGCCGACACACAGUUGCGACGUACGAGGUCUAACAACUCCCACACGCAUUCUGUUGGUGGAGUCUACCCCAUUCGGUCGCGUUCCCGGUCACGUGGUCGGAAAGGCUCUCUCGAUGUGCACAAGGCUAGAGAGCCCGAGGAUGCCGAAGACGAAGACGCUGGCCUACGAGAUGGACGAGAUUUCAAGCGCAAACAAAUCUUCAGUAUAGGCCAGAUGUUUUUCCUUGCCUACCAGUCCGUCGGCGUGAUUUAUGGAGACAUUGGAACUUCGCCACUCUAUGUCUACUCCUCCACAUUCACCUCUCCACCAAGCCAUAUCGACCUUUUAGGAGCCCUUUCUUUGAUCAUUUGGUCGGUCACGAUGAUGGUGACCGUGAAGUACGUCCUUAUCAUUUUGCGAGCCGAUAAUGACGGCGAGGGUGGCACAUUCAGCACUUACUCACUAUUGUCACGAUAUGCAAACAUAUCGAACCGGGAUCCUCGUGAGGCGACUAUGAUACGCAUGGAACGGCACCUCACAGAAGACUUGGGCCGCUCGAAUAGGAAUGUCCGACACACAAUCGAGAAUACAAAAUUCUUCCGCGGUCUGUUGAAGACGAUCGGCGUCCUGGCUGUCUCCAUGGUCAUGUCUGAUGGUGUGCUGACCCCUGCGCAAUCUGUCCUUGGUGCUGUUCAGGGCCUCAACGUUGUUGCACCCAACAUCUCGAAGUCGACUGUAGUGGGGGUCACCUGCGCUAUUCUUAUCUUACUUUUCUUGAUCCAGCCGUUUGGAGUGACUAAGAUAUCGGUUGUCUUUGCCCCCGUUGUCUUCAUCUGGCUUGGAUUCAACGCCGGGUUUGGCAUCUAUAACCUCGCCAAGUAUGACCACGCCAUUCUAAAGGCGUUCAACCCGUACUACAGCUUUGAAUAUCUCAUUCGGAACAAACAGCACGGAUGGAGGAGCCUAGGCGGCAUCCUUCUCGCCUUCACGGGUGUCGAAGCUCUCUUCGCUGAUGUUGGUGCCUUCAGCCGUCAUGCCGUUCAACUGAGUUGGCUUGGAUACACCUACCCUUGCCUCCUCCUUGCGUACACAGGUCAGGCCGCAUACAUUAGCGUUCACCCGGAUGCCUAUUCGAACCCGUUCUAUAACUGCGUGCCUCCUGGGUGGCUCAUCCCUUCACUGAUUAUUGCCAUUCUGGCUGCAAUUGUGGCAUCACAAGCUAUCAUCACGGCCACUUUCCAGCUCAUAUCUCAAAUCGUGAAAUUGUCGUAUUUCCCUCAAAUCAAAAUCCACCAUACGUCCAAAAUCUACCAUGGCCAGCUGUACGUCCCUGCAGUCAACUGGCUGCUCAUGCUGGGUACUGUUCUGGUUGCUGCCAUCUACAAUAAUACCACGUCUCUUGGUAAUGCGUACGGAGUAUGUGUUAUGUUCGUCACCUUCUUUGACACAUGCAUGGUUACCCUCGUGGCUAUUAUCGUAUGGCGCAUCAAACCCUACUUUGUUUUCUUUCCAUGGUUAGCUAUUGCCUGCCUGGAUGGUACAUUCCUUUCCUCGGCUCUUACGAAGUUCCCCGAUGGUGCCUGGUUUACUAUCCUCCUUUCCAUGCUUUUAGCCUCCAUUUUCAUUCUCUGGCGGUUUGGCAAAGAGCAACAAUGGUUUGCUGAAGCCGCAGACCGUUUCCCAACAACUCAUUUCGUUCGGACGCUCGAAGAUGGCAGUGUGCAGCUCACUGAACGAUUUGGGAACAAGAAUCUCAGCUCUCUUGAAGGGUUUGGCAUUUUCUUCGACAAGGCCGGCGAAACGACACCCAUUGUUUUCAGUCAAUUCAUCCGGAAGCUUGUCACCGCUCCCAAGGUUAUUGUGUUCUUUCAUCUGCGACCCCUGGAGACUCCAUCUGUCGCUGCAGAGGAGCGAUAUCAUGUUUCACGACUAGCGAUCCCGAACUGUUAUCGCCUAGUAGUCCGUCACGGAUAUAUGGAUGAGGUCAUCACUCCAGAUCUUGCCUCCCUCAUCUUCGAGAAAGUUCGCGACCACAUCAUCCUCCGAGCCUUAGACAGAGAAAAUGAGAAAGCACCUGCCGUAACGGGGGCAGAUACUAGCAACCAAAAUGAAUUGAACAACGUGAACAAUUCCGGCGGCAAAACCACUAUCGCAGAGAAGUAUCUUGGACUGGGCUCCGAUAUCCCGAGCUCUUCAGACCCAAGCACUAUGCAGGCCUCCACUCCUUCUUCAAACGGACCUACCACUACCUCUCGCCUCUCGGCUCUGGAGCGUGCCUUCAAUCAUGAAGUGCUCUACAUCAUCGGGAAGGAGCAGCUGAAGGUCAAGGCAGGCACAAACCUUGUGAGGGCGAUUCUACUAAAGGCAUUCUUGUUCUUGCGAGAAAAUACAAGGACCAAGAUUGCGAGCCUCAAGAUCCCGACGGAGAAGAUUAUCGAAGUUGGCUUUGUCAAGGACGUAUAAAAUUAACCUUUGGGGGGUUGAAUGGCGUAAGUUUUAGUAAGCAGUGAAUUGGCAGUGCGACCUAGGGAUAGGCAGGUAUGUAGUAGGGCUAUUCUGGCAGUUUUAGCUAAGUAUAUCGAUUCGAUAACAACAGCAGGCAUAUUUUGGAGUGAAUAAACGAUAUGAGACAGGAGGCUACCAGUCCUGAA
Lindgomyces ingoldianus is the source of this 2805-nucleotide messenger RNA. Its product is annotated as potassium transporter. Lineage: Eukaryota; Fungi; Ascomycota; Dothideomycetes; Pleosporales; Lindgomycetaceae. The coding region runs from base 155 to 2617 and encodes 820 amino acids. Gene Ontology annotation, cellular component: membrane. Gene Ontology annotation, biological process: potassium ion transmembrane transport. The transcript is spliced from 8 exons. Gene Ontology annotation, molecular function: potassium ion transmembrane transporter activity. The record is from RefSeq and is a predicted model, not a curated record.